Molecule: messenger RNA, 552 nt
Organism: Colletotrichum karsti
Lineage: Eukaryota; Fungi; Ascomycota; Sordariomycetes; Glomerellales; Glomerellaceae
Exons: 1
Coding region: 1-552 (183 amino acids)
Source: RefSeq, a predicted model, not a curated record
AUGAGGACCAGCGACAAACUCGUGAUGAACUGGACAUGUGUUCACGACGUCAUGUCGGCUGGCUUCACAGUGCUAUACUGCGGUCUAUCUCGGCAGGAUUUGACACGAAACCAUGCCGUCUCGUUACAAGCUUGGAACCGGCAACUCUCCAUGAUACUCGAAAUCACCUCUUCGAUCAUCGACACCUUGGCACACAUCGCGGAAACCUGGACGAGCGUGGGUAAGCAUAUCCGCAUCUUCAAGGCUUUGGCGGGGAAGGUCGUGGACUCACUCCAAUCAACAUUCGUGGUCGACCUCGGAGGUGACGCGGCAUCAAUUGCGCCCUUGAGGAAUACGGGCGAACAAGGUCCCACUGGGGACUUCAGCACCGAAAUUCACCAGGCACAGUCGUGGAACAUGCCACCGGCUUUCUCUGACAACAUGUUAAACUUGGACAACAUCGAUUGGAGCAUGAUUGACUGGGAUGAGAUUCUGCCCCCCGGGGAGAGUCCGCAAUGGAUGCACAACACCUUGGGCAACUUUGAUGGUUCAGGGUAUGUUGCAGAUCAGUGA